Molecule: messenger RNA, 1374 nt
Organism: Cladophialophora bantiana CBS 173.52
Lineage: Eukaryota; Fungi; Ascomycota; Eurotiomycetes; Chaetothyriales; Herpotrichiellaceae
Exons: 2
Coding region: 1-1374 (457 amino acids)
Source: RefSeq, a predicted model, not a curated record
AUGGAUACCGGUUCCAGCAGUGGAAUGCUGUACGCCGCAUUACUUUGUGACUCCCCGGGGCCUUCUACUAGCGCUAGGCAGAGAAUCCCCGAAGAGUCAACCGAGUCGCGCCAGCGGGGGAAACGUGCUGGAAGACCGUGGUCAUUAAAACCGCCACCGCCGGGAACUCUUGUAUUGGCUGUUGAUCGAAACCUCGAAGAAGUACCGAUCGUCCAGGCCAAGAGAAAGGACCCGCCGGCGUGGGACAGUUCUUCAGAAAGCAAGUGCUCGAAACGCUCAUUGGGACACAGACAAAACUAUUCUCUCGCUCUUGAAAACGACCCAAUAAUGGCAAAACUGGGACAACUACAGGAACUACUGCAUAUCGAAGCGAGAGCAAAGCUGCAACCCAAGCCCCCGGCGAACAAGCUGGCAGAAUGUUGGGAAAAUGAUGGAGUAGACUCGCCGUGGCUGAAAAUGAAGGAACAACUCGUAGCGGAGGUCAAAGAAAAAUACGUACGUCUUCUCUGCGCCGAGAAGGAAGUCAUCGAAAGAACUGGGGCUUUUUCAGCAUCUCCAGUGAAAGAAUUGGACAAGGCGCAGUGGUCAGUGCUGAUCGGGCUGACGCGAACAUUACCCCACGAGCAGGAAGACUUUCUCCUGGCAUCCCAUGAUCCUGUACUUGCCAGAGUGGUGCAACGGUUAGCAGGUCAUUAUGAACUACCCGAGCGGCUUUGGCGGAACAGCAACAAGGCCAUCCUGGAAAUCUUGCAACAACGAAUCCCAGAUCACCUGGAGAAUAUGAUUGCGUAUGUCGACUUGUCCUUCAAGAUGCUAUCGCGGCUCGACACUAAAUUUCCAGAACUUGGGGACCGCUGGGCCGAAUGCAUGCAGGACCUCGAGACUUAUCGAGACUUCCUCGAAGGAAUUCAUGUCAACGGGUCAAAUUCCGAUAAGGAACUUCCACCAAGUAGCGUCGCAUAUCAGCAUCUGGGCCAAAGCUCGGAAAACGGAGAAGCGUCAUCUACUGGUGGUAGUUGUUUCUCGGACGCUACCUUCCAACUACCGCCGCAGAGAGAUGGCAAACAUUAUUUUCCGUUCCUUGGUGCAGGACAAUCCAUCCAUUUGCUGUUUGGAAGCGGUGGUUCAGAAUCGAGCGACGACAGUCACUCCUUUGCGCCGGACAACGAUUUCGGCGGAUGCACCGAUGACGAGACCAAGAUUCAAGAAGAAUUCGACCGGUGGUUCAGCGGGCUGACUCCAAAGCUGUUUGACGCCGAGGGAAAGAACAAGUGGGUGUUGCUCGGCUGGCUCCACUAUGGGAAGCAUCUUGCUAGGAGUUUCUGGUCGUACCAGAGGGUCUUCAAGGUACUGCUCCUGAAUGUGCUUCUGUGA